AUGGAGGAUGAAGACGAUGAUCUCUACAGUACCACAGACAUGCUACCUGGAAUACAGAAGCCUUCUGCCCCUUUAGCCGCGACAGUUAAGCCCGUCAAGCAUGAGGACAUCGAUGGGAAUGAUGACGAGGAGGAAGAGGAAGAAGACGAUGAGGAUGACUUCAACAUCAUAACAGAAGCCCCAGAACCUGCCACUAUACCGCAAACACAACCUGCACAGCAUGGCGCAUUUAGAGCCGACGCCCCACGACCCAACGAUACUCCAAAUAUACCGAAAACCGUAACCCAAUCCACUUCUCGAGUUGAAGCAUCUAUCUCCCAUCCCCCUGCGGCGAAGCCAGUUGUCGCUCAAAAGCCCGGAUCCUCUUUUCCCGCUCAACACACCUCCACCAUUGACGUUAGCGCAAAUCCCGUACACCCUGCUACCUCUAAAACAAUUUUGUCUACUGACUUGGACACUGACUUUCCUUCCGAGGAUGAUAAGCCAUGGCGACGGCCAGGCUCGGAUGUGAGCGAUUAUUUUAACUACGGUUUCGACGAGUUCACAUGGGCAAGUUAUUGUAUAAAACAGCAAGAUCUGCGAAAGGAAGUAGGAGAUCAGAAGAAGCAGGUUCAGGACAUGCAGGCGUUUCUUGGCAUAGCGCCGGGCGGCAUGCCCGCUAUGUCCGGGCCGCCUCAACCCACUCCCGGUGCCGUGCCGAGUCAAGGGGCUCCUCCUUCGCAGAAUACAGGACCUCCGAAUGUAAUGGCAGGUAUGCAACCAGGUAUGCCAGAAUUAUCGGCAGACAUGAUGCAAGGCAUGCUGGCGAGCAUGAUGGCUCAAGGGUUAGACCCUUCGACAAUGGAUCCAAUGACUUUCAUGCAACAUGCGCAGGCGAUGAUGGGUGGUGGUCAGCCAGGUGCGGGAGCUCCUCAGGUACCGCAGUCCGGCUAUGGAGGCCAACCACCUGGCCAAGGAUUCGUUGGACAACCCGGUGGACAACAGCAGAUGACAUACGGAGGAUAUGAUCAACGUGGAGCCGCAUUCAGCAAUGCGGUCCGCGGGAAAGGAAUACGGAGAUGGUGA
Molecule: messenger RNA, 1065 nt
Organism: Ophidiomyces ophidiicola
Lineage: Eukaryota; Fungi; Ascomycota; Eurotiomycetes; Onygenales; Onygenaceae
Gene: FIP1
Product: cleavage polyadenylation factor subunit fip1
Exons: 3
Coding region: 1-1065 (354 amino acids)
Cellular component (GO): mRNA cleavage and polyadenylation specificity factor complex
Molecular function (GO): RNA binding
Source: RefSeq, a predicted model, not a curated record